AUGAAUAGAGGUGAUAUAUUUGCAAAAGAAUUUGAUACAGAUCCAGAUGUUUCAACAGAUUCAAAUUAUAAUAAUAAUAAUAAUAGUAAUAAUAAUAAUAGUAUAAUUUCAAAUAGUAAUAAUAAUAAUAAUAAUAAUAAUAAUAAUGUGGACGAUACAGAUAUUGAAAAACAUUUAUAUAAAGUACUUUUAAUUGGUGAUUAUGCAGUUGGUAAGUCAUCAAUUAUUAAACGAUAUUGUACUGGUAUUUUCUCACCAAAUUAUAAAUUAACAAUUGGUGUAGAUUUCUCAGUUAAAGAUAUUGAAUGGGAGAAAAAUAAAAUAGUUAGUUUACAACUUUGGGAUAUUGCUGGUCAUGAAAGAUUUGGAACUAUGACUAGAGUGUAUUAUAGAUAUGCAAUUGCAGCAAUUAUAGUUUUUGAUUUAUCAAGACCAUCAACAUUUGAUGCAGUUACAAAAUGGAGAGAGGAUGUUAAUAGCAAAGUAGUAUUAGCAAAUCAAGAACCAAUACCAGUAUUAUUAUUAGCAAAUAAAAGUGAUUUAUCAACAUCCUAUGUCGAUAGUGAGAUGUUGGAUAGAUUUUGUAAAGAGAAUAAUUUCAUUGGUUGGUUUGCGACUUCUGCUUCAAAUGAUACAAACAUUAAUGAAGCAAUGCACUUUUUAACAAAAGAGAUUUUAGAAGUUGCUAAAACUAAUCAUCCACCAAAACCUGAAGAAGAUACAUUAGAACUUACAAAAACAAAUGGUGAGAAAUCUGAUGAUUCAAAAUCAUGUUGUAAAUAA
Messenger RNA from Dictyostelium discoideum AX4, 783 nucleotides. It is a transcript of the gene rab32B, whose product is annotated as Rab GTPase. The record is from RefSeq and is a predicted model, not a curated record. Bases 1 to 783 code for a protein of 260 amino acids. Gene Ontology annotation, molecular function: GTPase activity; GTP binding. The transcript is spliced from 2 exons. Gene Ontology annotation, biological process: vesicle-mediated transport. Lineage: Eukaryota; Evosea; Eumycetozoa; Dictyosteliales; Dictyosteliaceae. Gene Ontology annotation, cellular component: vesicle; Golgi apparatus; cytoplasm.